CGGCGGAGCCCCGGCUGCCGAGCCCCCGCAGGCUGAGGCGUGGCUGCGGCCCAUGCGCGCCGGGGGAGCGUGCAGAUGGGAUUGACGUCCACGGGGGCGUAUGGAAGAGCCCCGCGCGGCGGGACCAUGGCCGGCUGGGGCCGCUUCCUCUGCCUGGCCGUGGUCGCCAUGGCAACCCUGUCCCGGGCCCGGCCGGCCAGCCUGGUGCAGGACACCACCCUAGAGCCGGAAGAGCCACCAACCAAAUACCAAAUCUCCCAACCAGAAGUUUACGUGGCUGCGCCCGGGGAGUCGCUAGAGUUGCGCUGCCGGUUGAGAGAUGCCGCCCUGAUCAGUUGGACUAAGGAUGGGGUACACUUGGGGCCCAGCAAUAGGACAGUGCUUAUUGGGGAGUACUUGCAGAUAAGAGGCGCCACGCCUGGCGACUCCGGCCUCUAUGCUUGUUCCGCCGCUAGGACGGUAGACAGUGAGACUGUCUACUUCGUGGUGAAUGUCACAGACGCCAUCUCCUCCGGGGACGACGAGGAUGACACCGAGGGCUCCGAGGACGUUCCCAGCGACAACAGUAACAAAAGAGCUCCGUACUGGACCAGCACGGAAAAGAUGGAGAAGCGGCUUCACGCCGUGCCCGCCGCCAACACGGUCAAGUUCCGCUGUCCGGCCGGGGGGAACCCGACGCCCACCAUGCGGUGGCUGAAAAACGGGAAGGAGUUUAAACAGGAGCAUCGGAUCGGGGGCUACAAGGUGCGGAACCAGCACUGGAGCCUCAUCAUGGAAAGCGUGGUCCCAUCCGACAAGGGGAAUUACACCUGCGUGGUGGAGAAUGCCCACGGGUCCAUCAACCACACCUACCACCUCGACGUCGUGGAGCGAUCGCCGCACCGGCCCAUCCUCCAGGCCGGACUGCCCGCCAACGCCUCCACCGUGGUCGGGGGCGACGUGGAGUUUGUCUGCAAAGUCUACAGCGACGCCCAGCCCCACAUCCAGUGGAUCAAGCACGUGGAAAGGAAUGGAAGUAAAUACGGGCCCGAUGGGCUGCCCUACCUCAAGGUGCUGAAGCACUCGGGGAUUAAUAGUUCCAAUGCAGAAGUGCUGGCUCUGUUCAAUGUGACUGAGGCCGAUGCUGGCGAGUAUGUAUGUAAGGUCUCCAAUUAUAUAGGGCAGGCCAACCAGUCCGCCUGGCUCACUGUCCUGCCCAAGCAGCAAGCACCCGUCCGAGAAAAGGAGAUCUCCGCCUCCCCAGACUACCUGGAGAUAGCCAUCUACUGCAUCGGGGUGUUCCUGAUCGCCUGCAUGGUGGUGACGGUCAUCGUGUGCCGCAUGAAGACCACGACCAAGAAGCCCGACUUCAGCAGCCAGCCGGCCGUGCACAAGCUCACCAAGCGCAUCCCCCUGCGGAGACAGGUAACAGUGUCUGCCGAGUCCAGCUCCUCCAUGAACUCCAACACCCCGCUGGUCAGGAUAACCACGCGGCUCUCCUCCACCGCCGACACCCCCAUGCUGGCGGGGGUCUCGGAGUACGAGCUGCCCGAGGACCCCAAGUGGGAGUUCCCAAGGGACAAGCUGACGCUGGGCAAGCCCCUGGGGGAAGGCUGCUUUGGGCAAGUGGUCAUGGCUGAGGCCGUGGGGAUCGACAAGGAGAAGCCCAAGGAGGCCGUCACCGUGGCGGUGAAGAUGCUGAAAGAUGACGCCACGGAGAAGGACCUCUCUGACCUGGUGUCCGAGAUGGAGAUGAUGAAGAUGAUGGGGAAGCACAAAAACAUCAUCAACCUGCUCGGGGCCUGCACCCAGGAUGGGCCUCUCUACGUCAUAGUCGAGUACGCCUCGAAAGGCAACCUCCGCGAGUACCUCCGGGCCAGGAGGCCGCCCGGGAUGGAGUACUCCUAUGACAUCAACCGCGUCCCCGAGGAGCAGAUGACCUUCAAGGACUUGGUAUCCUGCACCUACCAGCUGGCCAGGGGCAUGGAGUACCUGGCCUCCCAAAAAUGUAUUCACCGAGACCUGGCGGCCAGAAACGUCCUGGUGACAGAAAACAAUGUGAUGAAAAUAGCGGACUUCGGGCUGGCCAGAGACAUCAACAACAUAGACUACUACAAGAAGACCACGAAUGGGCGGCUUCCGGUCAAGUGGAUGGCCCCGGAGGCCCUUUUCGACCGAGUGUACACCCACCAGAGCGACGUCUGGUCCUUCGGGGUGCUGAUGUGGGAGAUCUUCACCCUCGGGGGCUCGCCCUACCCAGGGAUUCCCGUGGAGGAACUGUUCAAGCUGCUAAAGGAGGGGCACCGGAUGGACAAGCCGGCGAACUGCACCAACGAACUGUACAUGAUGAUGCGAGACUGCUGGCACGCGGUGCCCGCCCAGAGGCCCACCUUCAAGCAGCUGGUGGAAGACCUGGACCGCAUCCUCACGCUCACCACCAACGAGGAGUACUUGGACCUCAGCCAGCCUCUCGAACAGUACUCACCUAGUUACCCCGACACCAGGAGCUCCUGCUCUUCCGGGGAUGACUCUGUGUUCUCUCCGGACCCCAUGCCUUACGAACCAUGCCUCCCUCAGUAUCCACACGUAAACGGCAGCGUUAAGACAUGAGCGAGCUUGGCCUCCCGGUCCCCACACGGGCGGCCCCAGGAGCCUGGCUGCACUGAGCAGGGGGGCGAUGCCCCCGGGAGCUGCUGUCCCCACUUGUAUAUACGGAUCAGAGGAGUAAAUAAUCGGAAAUGUAAUCGGCACACGUGUAAAGAGUUUAUACGGCUGGAAACUCGUCACCUUCGCCAGGGGAAGAACGUCCCUGGGGCGAGGGAUGGACUGCGUGGGCCACCACGCGCCUGUGGCCCGCUGUGGGCGCUGGCUGUGGACCAGCCGGACUCGAGGCAGACGCACGUCCUGCCUUCCUUGUGAAUUUUGUAAUAAUUGGAGAAAAUAUAUGUCAGCACACACUUACAGAGCACAACGGCAGUACAGAGGUGCUGGGUGUAUGUAAAUAUAUUCAAAUUAUGUAUAAAUAUAUAUUAUAUAUUUACAAGGAAUUAUUUUUUGUAUUGAUUCUAAAUGGAUGUCCCAGUGCACCUAGAAAAUUGGUCUCUCUCUUUUUUGAAAUAGCUAUUUGCUAUAAAUGCUGUUCUUACCCAGAGUUUCUUAAUUUCCACCGAGCAGAGGUGGAAAAAAUACUUUUGCUUUCAGGGAAAAUGGUAUAACAUUAAUUUAUUAAUGGAUUGGUAAUAUACAAAACAAUUAAUCAUUUAUAGUUUUUGGGGGUUUUUUUUGUAAUUUAAGUGGCGUUUCUACGCAGGCUGUGCACCGGACUAGUUAAUCUACUGCUUGGACCUAACUGGUUAUCAGAUCCUUUGAAACGAGACAUAUUUACCGAAGAUGACCGAUUUGGGGGGAGAUAAAGUUGUGUUUAAACUCUGCUGUCCGAUGGUUGUUCCUAAGCCAACUGCACGUCUGUGUGGAAAGAACCGGUUAACGGGGUGUUGGGUUCGAUGUGCAGCCCUGUCCCUGGGCCCAUGUGACCUUUAACUGGACUUCCCCAGACCAGUGGGACCAGCGUUCUCCUAACAAGAUGCCUUAAUCCAUUCCUCAAGGAGGGACCUCGGCCGAGGUGAUGGCGAGAGUCCUCCCCGGCGGCUGGCCUCCUGCCCAGAGGCGCGGCCGCCGGCUUCGCCUGCGUUCUCAUCGGUGAACCUGGAGAGUGGCCUCCAGAUUCGUGGGCGACUCGUCGCAGGAAAUGGAAACACCGAGUUCUGCUGAUCGUCUGGGAGGCGCGCUUCCAUCUUCUUAAGGGAUCGCUUCCCGCGGCACCCGGCAGGACCUCCUCGUGGAUCCGGCCCGGCGCCAGCCUCGGGCGAAUUCUCACCGCGCGGUUGGUCCCGUAGGGAAGUGUUUUGCUUCCGAAACACCUGCUCACUUCGCCGUAGCCACGCACCACGAAUGCGGAAUACACUGAUUGUACGCGUUAUGAAAUUGGAGAAAGUAUUUAAUAAAGCCUGUUAAUUUUUAUACUGACAAUAAAAAUGUUUCUACAGAUAUUAAUGUUAACAAGACAAAAUAAAUGUCACGCAGCUUAUUUUUUUAACA
This is a messenger RNA of Miniopterus natalensis, 4077 nucleotides long. NCBI's taxonomy places the organism in Eukaryota, Metazoa, Chordata, Mammalia, Chiroptera, Miniopteridae. The record is from RefSeq and is a predicted model, not a curated record.